Triticum dicoccoides is the source of this 686-nucleotide messenger RNA. RefSeq lists its product as uncharacterized. The record is from RefSeq and is a predicted model, not a curated record. The transcript has a single exon. Lineage: Eukaryota; Viridiplantae; Streptophyta; Magnoliopsida; Poales; Poaceae. Bases 32 to 505 code for a protein of 157 amino acids.
UUAUAAAGUGGAGAAAGGGGCAGUUUUCUCAAUGGUGGAUCGUGGUCAGUUAGCGGCUGCACACAAAGACAUCCUGAAGAAAAUCGAAGUAGAAAGCGCACAUGAUAAAUGUGUGAAUGGAAUUGAGCCUGUGGCAUCUAAAAAUACUAGUACAUGCGAACAUGAUGUCACUUCUGAAGCAGAAUUUCUAGCUGGGUCAAACUUUGUUACUCCUCGGAAGAACAAACUGGCGGAAGUGGCUGCGCCUAUAGCUUCAGCAGAAGCAUUGAAGACUAGAAGUACACUGAACAGCAAAGCGCAGAAUUGUGGUUCAGUUGCUGGCAGUUAUAGCAAGUCAGCUUCGAAUACCAAAUCUGCUCCAGGUGGUUCUACUAAUCAGGCAGCUGGCAGUUCAAGGAAGCGGGCAAGAAAAGGGUGGACUACGCUGAAGCAGAUUGCUGAGAAGGAGGAGCUUGAGAGAAAAGAGAAGAUGGAUAACUUUGUAAUCCCGUUCUUCAUGCAGUAGAACAUCUUUUACAGUUGGCCCCUGCCUGCUGUAAACGUUGGGCUGGAAGAACAGUUAAUUCACAGAGGCAAAGAUACAACUUUCUUUGCUCCAUGAUAUUGUCGCUAUGCCAUGAUUUGAUGAGGAUUCUUAUUCUUUGAUGUAAUGAUGCUGGAACUGCCGCUGCUAUUGGCUUGAUCUA